Messenger RNA from Gordionus sp. m RMFG-2023, 2436 nucleotides. RefSeq names its product mitochondrial Rho GTPase 1-A-like. Gene Ontology annotation, biological process: mitochondrion organization; small GTPase-mediated signal transduction; mitochondrion transport along microtubule. Gene Ontology annotation, molecular function: calcium ion binding; GTPase activity; GTP binding. Lineage: Eukaryota; Metazoa; Nematomorpha; Gordioida; Chordodea; Parachordodidae. The record is from RefSeq and is a predicted model, not a curated record. Bases 16 to 2124 code for a protein of 702 amino acids. Gene Ontology annotation, cellular component: mitochondrial outer membrane. The transcript is spliced from 18 exons.
AUUCAUUCAUUCCAAAUGAAAAUUUUUUCAAAGCGCAAAAAAGAUGUUCGAAUAUUAGUUUUAGGAGAAGAUGGCGUUGGAAAAACAUCUAUUAUACUAUCUCUAGUAACAGAUGAAUUUGCUAUUGAAGUUAACCUCUAUUCUAUUUAUAAAUUAAAAUUGAUUAUGCUAAAGGUUCCACCUAGGGCCGAGGAAAUAACCAUUCCAGCAGAUGUUACUCCUGACAGAGUACCCACAUAUAUAGUUGAUUUUUCAACUCAAGAACAAAGUGAAGAUGUACUAAUCGAAGAAAUUCAAAAGGCAGAUGUCAUAUGCUUAGUAUAUGCUAUCAAUGAUGAUUCGUCUAUUGAACAACUGAAAAACUAUUGGUUGCCCAUAAUUCGUAGAGUGUUAGGGGAACACGGAAUUCCUAUUAUACUAGUGGGUAACAAAUAUGACGAGAUGUCUCAGAGUAGUAUGGAGAAAAUAGUUCCUCUCAUGAACACCUUUCCCGAGAUUGAAACAUGUAUAGAAUGCUCUGCCAAAUGCUUGAAGAAUCUAUCCGAAGUAUUUUACUAUGCGCAAAAAGCCGUUCUAUAUCCCACCUCAUCUAUAUAUCAACCCUUCGAUAAAGAGCUCACACCUAAGUGCGUUCAGGCUUUGACCAGAAUCUUCAAGAUUUUCGACAAAGACAACGAUGCCCUAUUAAACGACGAAGAAAUCAACGAUUUUCAAGAUUAUUGCUUCAAUAUCCCACUGCAAGAUGAAUCGUUGGACGAAAUUAAAAAUAUAAUCAGGAAGAAUAUCAAUGACGGAAUUUUUGACAACUCGCUCACUUUAAAUGGAUUCGUUUUUCUGCACAAAUUAUUUAUCCAGAGAGGUAGGCACGAGACCACUUGGGCCGUUUUGAGAAAAUUCGGUUAUGACGACGAACUCAAUCUAUAUCGAUUAUAUCUCAAUCCAAACUUCAAAGUUCCAUAUGGAUGUACUGCAGAACUGACGGAUCAGGGGAACGCUUUUUUAAACUGCCUAUUCCGAAAAUACGACGAAGAUUUAGACGGCGCUCUAUCGCCUUCAGAGUUAGUCAACUAUUUUUCAGUCUAUGGGGAUCAAAAUUUCAUGGCGCAUGAUCACGAUGACAUGGGAGAUUUUGAGAAUAUAGGUGGCGAUUCAAGUUUUGACAUGUUGCCGGCUAAUUUUUCCGAUUUUAAAGAAACAUUUUGGGGACCUUCUAUGUACCAGGCCGUUGAGGUCAACGACAAAUCAUGGCUGACUAAAGAAGGGUACAUGGCUUAUUGGAACUUGAUCAUACUGUUGGAUCAGCAGAAGGCCUUCGAAUAUUUGGCAUAUUUGGGAUAUCCUAUCAACGACGAAGACAAUCAAACGUCCUCUGUUCAAAUCACUCAGAGCGUAAAAAUGGGAAGAUCCAAAAAGUUUUUGCCACGUUCGGUAUACCAUUGCGAUGUUAUAGGAUCAGAUGGUGUCGGAAAGACCACGUUCCUGCAAGGUAUGUUAGGGAAAAAUUUGGAGUCGAUAAAGUCUUCGAACACUUGUAAAUAUUCUAUCAAACGUUUCAAGCUAUAUUCGUAUCAAAAAUAUUUAGCGUUACACGAAGUACAUUUAUCAACGCUUGAAAAAUCGGACGGCAAAAAACAUUAUUGCGAUUGCGUUUGCAUGGUUUACGAUACACAAAAUCCUCGAUCUUUUUUUGCUUGCGCUAGAACUUAUAAAAAAUACUAUCUAGCCAACAAGAUUCCCGCGCUUAUCUUCGGCAUGAAUUUAUCCUCCCAAUCUUCUCAGCCUAAAGAAAACUAUCUCACCAACCAAAAAUUACCAAAUAACGAGUCAUCAUCGCCCGAAAUAGAUACCGAAAAAAUAUAUGGCGACGCGACGUCUUUUCAAAAUUUGGGACCGGUUCAAUUUGCUUCUAAGUACCGACUUAAUCCGCCCAUGAUUUUGUCGGGCCCACCUCCAACCUUCGGUUAUAACGGGGAUUUAUACCUUAAAAUAUUGAAACUGGCCGCUUACCCGAACUUGAAACUCUAUCAUCAAGAAAAAUCGAAUUAUUGGCUUAAAUUGAGUAUAGGCACGGCGUGUAUCACUAUUUUCGCUUUGAUCGUUUUCAAAUUUUGGAAAACUAAAUGAAUGGCCACAACAACAUAAACUUUUUUUUCUCUUUAUAUACUUUCUAUUAUAAUAUUUAUUUUUUAAACGCUUGAUUAUUAAAAUAUUCAGCAAAACUUACUUAAAUUCCAUAACUUAUUUCCAAAAAUCUAAAUGAACAAAAACAAGGUGGUAUUCAAACUUCCUAGUUUAUUUUUAUAGUUAAUAAAUUGUCUUUUAUAAAUUUAAAAAAAAAUAUAUAUUGGCUCAUAUUAUUUGUAAAUAUUUUUUGAUAAUAAUUAUUUUUAUUAGCUUAAUAAUCGUAAUGACGACCACGAUGUGCAUUUUUAUGUC